Microcebus murinus (gray mouse lemur) is the source of this 1062-nucleotide messenger RNA. Lineage: Eukaryota; Metazoa; Chordata; Mammalia; Primates; Cheirogaleidae. The record is from RefSeq and is a predicted model, not a curated record.
GCCCUUGGUCCCCAAGGCGGAUGGAAGGACGGAUGCUUCUUUCUCUUCACAAAUACCUCAUGGACGUCGUCUUUGGGAAAGCCGGAGGGGGCGGCUGGGGCAGGGCCUGUCCCUGGGCCAGGGCGGAUGGAAGCGAGUGGGCAGGGCUGAGAGAGGGUGUCAGGGACAGGGGUGAAGAGCCCCAAACUCCCCGCCCCCCCCAAUCAACUGAAAAAGCUUUAAAAAAAAAAAGACAGGAAAAAAAAGGAGUAAGAGCAAAAAGAAUGGACGAAGGAAAACUAACAACUUUCGGGUGGUUUGAUUCUUCCUUUGAUUUCUUUUUCUGUUCUCUUCUGUCCUCUCUCCUUUCUGUCUCUCUCUUCUUUCUCUCCUUUCCCUCUCCUUUCCUCUUCCUUUGCUCUUCUCUCAUCUCUCUCAACCUCAUUCUUUCUGUGUCUCUCCUCAAACCAAAGUGUCGCUGUGAAGGACGGGAGCCAUUGAAGUCUGAGUGGAGCCCAGCGGCCGCUGGGCCGGAGCAGAGGGAGGGGAAGCCGUGUGGCUUCCACUUUCUGCUGGACACUCGGGGGAGAGCAAGACGGAGCCCCAGGCCUCAGCGUUCUCUUUUUUCUUGUCUCCUUUCUCCCACCCGGGAAAUGAAACUGUUGGGCUGGGCCAUGGAGGCAGCAGAGACUCGGCCGUGGCAGGGACCUCCGGGUGCCUUCUCUGGGCAGUGGUGGAGUGGCCGCCCCCCCACCCCUGGCACCAAUGGGGCCUGGCACCAUGUCCACCCAUCCUCGCCGGAAUGUAAGCAUCUCUGCCGAACCAACUCCCUGCCCUUACCCUACCUCUGAGUUUGUCCAUGUUUAUUUCCUGAAGAGAGAAGGGAUUGGCGAGAGGGCCUGGGCCCCAGCCCGAGGGUGGAGAGGGGGCCAAGGGCUCCUGACCAGAUAGGAAGGACAUUUGAGCAGAGCAAAAUGAAAGGAAUUACAACCAAAAACCCCCUCCGAGAAGACAGGCAGCAUGGAAGGCAUGGUGGAGAUGACUCAAACAAAAACUAUGAUUCUAGACCAAAAAAAAAAAAAA